GUCUUUGUGCCCGGCCGUUGUUCAGCGCUGACUGGCUUAUCGCAUAUACGCAUAUAUCCGCUAAAGCCGGCUAUACGAGUAACCGUCCCAGACCGAGGCACAGAGACUCAGCGAGACAGAGAGACUCGUGCAACAGGCUGCUAGUGCGCAGCAGGCAGUUUGGCACAGUGUCAGCUGAUAUGUCCAGUGCACUUUCACGACAACCGACGGGCUCUGAUUUAUUCAGCAGAACGGCACCACCGCAUAAUCGCUGAUUGUGCCCCGCGUUCCGGAUAAUUUCUUCCGUAUUGACUAUUGCCCGGCCUGAUUUCUUCCGGAUUCCCGUCGCUUGUUUCCGCCACGGGAAAAUGUCCUGGUGUCGGCUAAUUUUUCCCUGAUUAUUUUGCUUUACCGCUUCCCGUUCCCACCAUGAUAUCGGAGGAUUCAUGCCAUUACCGUGGAUUAACGCGGACAUCGUUAGUGCUUUUACUGGGAUUUUGCCUGAUUGGAGGGCAUUUUAUUAUGGCCGCACCGGUUUUGAUGGAUAACGGUAGCGUCAUCCGGAGAGAUUCUGCCGUAUCGUCCGAGCCGGUUUUGGACGGUUGCGACUGGGUUGGAACGUUGGACCCGGGCGUGGUAUCCGCCGGCAGUGUCCAGCACGUGACCCUGCGCUGCGCUUCCGGCCGCAUCAGAUGGCUGUACCCCGACGGCGCCGUCCGCCUCACCCUCCACCCGCCCUCCUUCCGCGCCCCCACCGCCCCCACUCCCCGGCGCAUCUGCCUGACCACCGACCUGCCCGACCUGAAGAACGUCCUGGUCUUCCUGCAGCACGAGCGCCGCCUCCAGCCGGUCUUCGCCCCGCAGUCCGCCGCGGCCAACCGGCAGUGCUUCGCCCUCCCGGACACCGGCGACACUGCCACGCUUUAUUUAGAGAGCUUCUACGACCACCGCGGCGAGGACAAUCAUCUGCGGAAUAUCGUCCGCCUUCCGGUCAGCGGCGCCGUGGAGCUGCUGUACGACAUCAGCGAGGAAUAGGAUAUAAGGGAUGGGACAGUGAUUCCUCUGCGCCACCGGUGGCAGUUUUAUUUUCGUACGAAAUUUUCUUUCUUUCGGCCAGAACGAGUUUAUUGAUUUUUUUAUAUGACUACGGGAAUUGCUCAAAUUAAGCGGAUUUUCUCCACAGAUUUUCUUAGCUUAAAUGUAUAAUUUUUUAAACAAAAUAUCCCUGACAAAUUUAUUUUGUUCCUGUAUAUGUAUGAUGUACGGAUACAUUUGACAAUGGGCUAUAAAAAAUGGAAUUGG
Paramacrobiotus metropolitanus is the source of this 1281-nucleotide messenger RNA. RefSeq lists its product as uncharacterized. The coding region runs from base 409 to 1014 and encodes 201 amino acids. Gene Ontology annotation, molecular function: hormone activity. The transcript has 2 exons. The record is from RefSeq and is a predicted model, not a curated record. NCBI's taxonomy places the organism in Eukaryota, Metazoa, Tardigrada, Eutardigrada, Parachela, Macrobiotidae.